CUGAUACACACGCGUAGUAAACUUAAAUAGUGCUGGCUAUUAAAGGCCCAUGUUAGUCCUACAACAUUCACAGUGCGAGUCUCACUACACCUAUACGGACGGUAAACGAAGGCUGUAGGACAGACUACCUCCCCCAUUCAGUAAUGUGAUACAGUACUCCUUAGGAACGGAUGUAUAAAUGGUUCCGGCAUGAACACACAACAGCGAUUUUCACUAAGUCAAUAUUGACGGUCGGUUACAGUUCUAUCGAGCGCUACAAGUUAUAAGUGUACACAGUUCGGCGUAACUGGAAUGGUAACACUCAUUGAAACAGUGGCAUUCAAGAAUAGUUAGUGAUUGCAAACUGUUUUUGAUCCCAUCGAUGAAGUGGACUUUCUAUUGAGUGAAAAAAACCCGUUCAUGGCAAUAAGAAGUAUUGAAUUCGAAUGGAUCGUUGUUAUGAGGUGACGUCAAAGGGGUUUUAAGUGGAGUUCGAUACACAGGCAUAUGUCUGCCUAUGGUACUUAAUAACCGCGAUGCCCGGAGUGGCUCAUUUACUGGCAAAAAGUAGCAACGCUACAGAGGAAACCAUGAAGAACCCCAUGCUGCUAAAUAACUUUAUGAAGGAGGGGUCCUCUCAGGAUAGUUCCUCCCCACCUCCUAUGUUGGGGCUGUUAUCGAGACUCAAGCAAGCUAAGGAAGUAAACGGCAACAGCGAUACCAGAGAACAGUCAACACGUACUAGGUCGGCUGUGAUUUCUGCGGAAACGCAGAAGUCACCUUCUCUAUCAAAUUCCUUAUUGGAUAAUUUCAAGGCAGGUCUCUCCGUUCCAAAUGACAAUAGUAAGAAAUCUAUGCCGAAAGAAAACAGUAUACUCUCUCGACUAAAGUCUUCUAAUGCCAAAGUGUUAAACGACUCUUCUAGUGAUCGUGACGCUUUAUCCUCAUCACAGUCGUCGAAACAGUUACAUUCUAAAAAACUGAAAAAGACCACAAACUUGUUCAGUAGAAGAAGCAUGACUCCAAAGAGCAAUAUGGGAGACACGGGGCGAAGUCUAGAUCAUUCAGACAGCGAGUUUCAAGAUUCAGAUUUCGAUUCGGAGGCAGGUUCUCCGGAACCUCCUCCACAGCCGUUCUGGUCCACGUUCGAGGACUCCAUUAUUAAAAUUAACGAUCAGACGGACACUAUGACACUUAAACCCAGACCGAACUUUAAGGGAAGUGAGGACUUCAAGGAUGUGAUGACGGAUAUGUUCGGUAAUACGGAAUAUGGACGGGCAAAGAGUUAUACCUUACUUAAAGAAAAAAUCAGCCGAUUAACGAAUGUGUCCGGUAUGGCAUCCAGGUUGUUUAAUAACGCCGCCAAAAAAGCGGAUGAGGAAGCUGAGGAGGAGGAGGAAGAGGAUGAACAGACACAGGAAGCAGCCAAAGCAAAGGACAUGGAAAAUAUGAGGUCAGAAUUAAAAGGAGCUAAACGAGGUUGGAAACUGUUACGUAGAGAUGUUAAAGAAACUGCUCUUGCCGAAAAUACAAAAGAAUCAAAACUUAAAUGGACGAUGGUACGUCAUCAUUUGACUUGUAUGACGGACCUAGAUAGGGCACGACAGGACCUUUAUGAGAGGUAUGGCAUGGUGCCAGUGGCCCAGGAGGACGGUUCAAUGCAGUGUAAGAACGUUAUGUGGAGUAAAAGAGCAAUUGCCAUGAACAUGACACAUCCCAGUUUUUACAAACUACCUUCUAAGUCAGAUGGUAAGAAAAAGAAAGGUCGAGUACAGAGCGCUCGUCCCGCCUCGAACACUUCUAGACCUUUGACUUCUGGCACGAGAGUGAAUGCCAGAAUAUUACCUAAUCGGCCAGCGUCGGAGAGUAGGGUCAAAAGGUGACAUGUGUGUUGGUGUGUACAAAUAUUUCAGAGAGAGGGAUGUACUGAGAUAAAUGUAUACAAACAAUGCGACGCUGUGUAAAGCAUGAUAAAUCUAAUUUGGAUGUAAACAAAGUUAAACUGUCAGAACAAUUCCAAACAAGAUAUACUGUCAAAUUGUUCCUUAAAUACGCCGUUAUGUAAGUCUUGUACACUCGAUAGUGCUCAACAUGUAUGUAUAUGUAUUUAUUUCGUACAAUUUUAUUCUAUUUAUGUUUUAAUAUUCAUGCAUCAAGUGAAAGUUCUUUUACCAUGUUAUGAGAUUAAUAACAUUUUUAAUACAGUUAUUAUCUCAUAAAUUUACAUUGUAUUAUGAUUAUUUAUGCAUUUUUUUCUAACCCCAUAAAGUAUGUAUGACACAUAAUGAACGAAUCGUAGCAGCCAGCUAUCAUAUUUCUUUUAAGUUAGUGUCUUAUAAACAAGGAAAAUAA
This is a messenger RNA of Mizuhopecten yessoensis (Yesso scallop), 2331 nucleotides long. RefSeq lists its product as uncharacterized. The coding region runs from base 516 to 1862 and encodes 448 amino acids. Lineage: Eukaryota; Metazoa; Mollusca; Bivalvia; Pectinida; Pectinidae. The transcript has a single exon. The record is from RefSeq and is a predicted model, not a curated record.